AUGAGCACACCAUGCAGUUUAGAACAUUGCCAUACAAAUUUAUUUUCAUUGCAAAGUCUAAAUGAUAUGAAAUGGAAAUGCUUUCGUCGUUCGACUAAUUAUCGUCUAGAAACAACAAGUCAAGGACGUUGUGAUCAAUAUAAAGAUCCUGUACUGCUAGCUUAUUGGCAUUGUUUACGAACAGAUACAUUAUGUGCAUGGAGAAAAGUUCAAACAGAAGAAUCAAAAAUCGAAAGGGAACUAUGGUUAUUUGGUAUCAAUGAAGAUUUACCAUCGGAUUUGCCAAAUUUACGACCUGUUCAACAAUGUAAUGGAUCAAUGAAUGGGGAUUCAAUGUCGUACGAUUGUCGCUCAAUGUUAUUUAAAGCAUUACAUAAUAUGAUUGAAAAAUGUUUACUGACAAAGGGCUUUGCAAGAUUAAAUAAAUGGUUUGUUUUGCCUGUGAAUGAUCAUUCUGAUCUCAGAAUGCCAAAUUAUUCAUUCAGUUUUAAUUUUUUUCUACACGGUGAUAAUAAAGUGUGUGCAAGCGUUGAUGUACAACGUCAUCGACCAAUUUCAACGUUAACAGUCAAAGAUUUAGAAAAAGUGUUAACAAAUGUUAUUCUAGCACCAUAUGGUAUUAACGCAACAUUUAUCGGUCAACUGUCACGUGACAUAGACAUGAAUAAUUUAAAAGACAAUUGGGAAAGAAACUAUCCGAUUAGAAAAAUAGAUGGAAUGCCGGAUUUCGUUGAAGUUUUAGCUGGUGCUGUCCGAAUGUCGUAUCCAACAUGUUAUAUAUAUAAAGUUACCACUAAUGAACCAUUAACAACUACGAAUAACGAAAGUUCAACAAAUUCCACUUCAAAAAUUUCGCCAUCUUCUCAAACUUCAUCUCUAAAAUCAAUCUCAAAACCUACAGUAACAACAAAUAACACUCUAUCUCCAAUAAUACAAAAGCUUGAUAUUAGAGAAACAAAAAAACUUGCUAAUAAUCUUUUAAUAAGUGCACAAAGAAAUAACUGCAUUGAUAUGGAGAAAAAACAAGAAAUGAUGACAUCAAAUCGUGUUGUAUGUUCAACAAUAAACGAUCCUCUAAAUCGACGACAAUGCCGUUGCCAAAUCUGUUCAUCAAUUCAUACACGACAUCAUUCUGUGAAUACUAUACCAUUUCAUCGUCGGCCAAGAGUAACAGAUGAUUUGUCGCGAUCAAAAACUGAUUUACACUCCCAAUCAUCUACUACUGUCCCUCUAAGCGCGUCUGCUUCCUCUGUUUCUCAUAAUUCUGCACAAUUAUUUUCUUCGACAACGGCAAGAAAUAAUACAUCUGAUCAACAACAAAAUAUAAUCACUGAUAAUGCUGUUGCUUCUAACUGUCAAAAUGUUGACUUAUUAUCAUCGACCAUACCUCAAAUUUUAAAUGAUAAACCCUCUUCGUCUGCCAGCAACGAUUGGGAUAAUCAGCAAGCAACAACUACAGGUGGUCCACCGUCAGUUAUUUCAACAACAGCUGCGAAUUCACCAAUUCCUAUUGUGCUAACAUCGACAAUAGAAAAAAAAGGUUUAAAACGAUCAUCUAAUGUACUUGAUGAAUCUUAUCGUGGAUAUGAUGAUGACGAUGAAAAUGAUGGUAUCCAACAGGCAAAACAAACAUACGAUUUCCAUGCAACAGACACAUUCUUGCAACUUCCAUUGAAGAGAUUUCGUCAAGAUACUGAUACAUGUACAACCAUGCAGCAAGUAUCAUCAUCGUCAACAUUACCGUCCACAACAACAUCGAUAGUAUCUGCCAAUGGGUCCGAUCAAAUAUACCGUUAUGGACUAGCAACGCCACCCACCCCAACUCAAAUCAAUAAGGAUCCAUAUGCUUUUGAUGAUGAAGAUGACUCAGUAUCAUUAAAUUCAAAAACCAGUUCAUAUGGAAAAACACUCGAGACUUUAGCAGUUGCUACUGCUGCUUCUUCCUCAACUUCGAUAGCUCAACAAAGUCGUCAGCAGUAUUAUAAAAUAGAUGAUUUGAAACCAUCCUAUGCUGAUCUUGAAAGAAUCUUUGAAGUACAACUAAAUGAUCCAAAUGAAUCAAAAACACCGACAAAUUUGAUGACUACAACGAUUUCGACCAAUGGAGAAGUACGAUCGCCACAGAACGAACGAAGAGAUACAAUGAUAACAUCAACAUUAAUGACAAAUCAUAUCACAUGUACGACUAUGAAACCAUUAAACAAUUUUCAUGGUUUAGAAGAAAUUUACGCUACACCGCCAGGUUCUUCAUCAUCCGAUAAACUCAACUGCCUUCAUUCUCCUUAUACAACUGAGACUGUGAUAAAUCCAAAUGCAUCUGUCUACGCAGCAAAACUAGAAGCCGCCCUUUUAUCCGUUUCAUCAACACCAGCAUUAGAGAUAUUAAAACAAUUUAACAGUGAAUCAAUCAUUGCUCAGUUUGAACCUGUUAUUAUUGAAGAACAAUCUGCGUAUUUUCCGCUAAAAAAGAUUUCACCAAAUAAUUUAACAAAACCAUGCUUGACCACAAAAGAACUAAAACCUUUACGAUAUGAACCGACACCAGUUACUUCGUCCUUAUCUGUAUCAUCUAUCUCAUGGACAACACAAUCAAGACACUUGAGGUGGCAGCAGCAACAGCAGCAGCCGCCAACUGAUCCAGUUGACAACCGUCGACAUGCACCACGUUCUACUCCGGGUGGUGUGGGUAUAGGUAGUGUACCGUCAACAGCAAUUUCCACACCAUUAGGCACAAAUUUAACAUAUUCUCCCAUGAACACAUCAAUUCCGUCCAUACGCUCUGUCGAUUCUGUUCGUUCAAUAGGAAGCGUCAUAGCUAGUCCAGGACCUGGAUCUGUUCAACCACGUAAUAGUAUUGAACCCUAUUCUGCGUCGGCAAUUAAUUCAAUAUCUUCGACAUAUGAACGGGUAGCCGAAGCAGAUUCAUUAUAUUUCAACAUAUUAUUAAACGACAGCAUAUUAAAUAUCUUUCGUGAUAUGAAUUUUGACUCUUGCGUGCUUUGCGCUUGUACACCGAAUGAAUUGAGUAUACGUGGAACAGAUGCAACAAUCUAUCUACAACAACAACAGCAACAACAACAAUCGAUGCAACAACCACCAUCACAUCAAAUGAAUCCACAUCAGCAACCGCAUCUUCCUCAUCAUCCAUUAUCGAACUAUCAAAAUAUGCUCCCACAUCAACAGUAUCUACAUGGUCAUAAUCGCUAUGAUCAUCAACAUUCAUUGCCAGGACAAACGAUGAUGCCAGCCACAGCCAGUACAAAUAAUCAUAAUGUAUGUUCCUGUGGUUUUAGUGCCGUAGUUAAUCUAAAAUUGGGCGCCAAUGCUGGUCUAUUCUAUGAAGAUGAAAUUGAAAUAACUGGAAUCAAAUACGAAACAAAAUAUACAUAUAAAACAUCAUUAAAUAUUGUUGAAAAAUUAUCCCCAAAUUUAAUUGAAAUGAUCGAAAAACAAGAAUGUCUUCCAUCACCAUAUGAAUAUUUUAAUACACAGGAAGUCAUAGAUAGAAUCACAACGACGACGAAUGAUGAUUUACAAUCGACGACAGAUGUCGAUAAAAACCAAUUAAGAGGAAAUAACAGUGAAACAACAAAAUCUUCGUCAAAAAUCUUGAAAAAUCCAAUUUAUUUCAAUGAGAAUUGUGCAUGUUGUUUGGCAAUAGAACAAGCUAGAAAUGUUAUGGACAAUACCAUGUUGGCUAAAGAUGAACUUGAUAAACACAAUUGGCUACAUUUGUGGCCAUAUUCACCAUCUCCACUGGAUUCUGAUCAACAAUUAAUAGGCAUGUUAAAUUCCUUGCAACCCUUAUUAGUUGAUGCUUUGAAUAAACGUACUGUGAGUGGUCUUUGGAAUUCAAUUGAGGGACCAUUAACGUGGAAACAUUUUAAUCAAUUAUUAUACACACAAAAUCAACAUAUACAAUUAGAUGAACAAUUAACUGGUCCACAACCAAUUCCCUAUGUGAUGGCCGGAUUAGAUCGCGAUUGGUUAACAUUAGCGCCGUAUGGUCUAAAAUUUUGGGAUAAAUUAUGUCUUGAACCAUAUUCAAAAGCAAAAGAUAUUGCUUACAUAUGCAUUGUACCAGAUAAUGAUUAUGUUUGUUCAACAACAAAACUUUAUCUUCGUGAAUUAUCAACAAACUAUGAAUUAUGCCGUCUUGGUGUACAUCGACCAUUAUUAAAAUGGUUUCCAGAUAACGGACUAUUAAGGAUAAAUAAUAUAUCGUCUUCUUCUUCUCAAAACAGUGAUCCAUUAUCAUCAUCCACAACGACGACAACUAAUCUGUCCACAUCGUCCAUUUCUGUUGAUCAGUGGUUCACUGAUAAUGAAACACAUCCACUUGGUGCAAGAUUAAAAUUAUAUGCUCAAACAUUGAAAUCACAUCUACAAUAUCUACUUCAAACUCAAACUCUUGAUCAUACACUUCAUGACGAACCGCCAAAACGCAACGGUCCAAAUGAUAUUUCUUCGAAUACAUCGACAACACCGUCAUCAAGUGAAAUGAAUAGUGACAUCGGUCUAUUAGCCCCCUCUGCAUCUCCCUCUUCAACUGAUAAGUCGAAUAUGAAUUUGUAUGCUAAUUUAAAUUCUUUAUCCACAGCCAUUACUGGCGGACUUGGUGAUAGUAUGAACAAUAAUCUUAUAAACAGUGCAAUUGAUCCUCAAGAUUUACUAGCUUUUGAUAGUUUACAACAAGGUCGAACAUCAAAUGAUGAUCAACUCUUCAUUGUUUUAUAUAUUAUUGAUACAUUUCAUUAUGAUUCUAUUGAUGAUAAUAAUUCAAAUCAUAACGAUGAGGAAUUAGAAUGUCACGUGAAAAAGGGGAUACUACGUGCCUAUAUGGAUCUUAUUCAAUUACUACCAGAAAAAAUAGUAACGAAAAUUAAUAUACAAAUUGUCCCAUUUGAAUCAGUUGUUGGCCAACAAUUAGAAUCCGAUGUUGAGUUAAGGUUUACACAGUUGAAACGUUUAGCAUUUCAUGUCUAUGGCCAAUUAAGAAAAACAAUAACAUAUACACCACGUGCAAAAUCAUUAACAGGAUUUGGACCUGCAGCAUCAGAAGAAAAGGCAUUAACAAAAGCGCUCAUGCAAGUAUAUACACCAGCGUAUAUAUUAUCACCAAAAUCUGAUUUUCGAUAUAAAUCAUUUUCUGAUCCAAACGAGAUAUCUAAUAAUGGUUGUGUGUUAUUUUGUUCAUAUUGUUUAUCUGAUGAUCAGCGUUAUUUAUUAGUUAGUUGUUCGGAUGAUAGAGGUGAAUUAUUAGAAACAUGUUCAAUCAAUAUUGAAGUAACUGACAGACAUCGACGAAAAAUACAGCAUGCACGUCGUAUUGGUUUACAAAAAUUAUGGAAUUUCAUUAUGCGUAUAAUUACAAGUACCACAAUGCCAUGGAGAAUUGUUAUUGGACGACUAGGACGAUUAGGACACGGUGAAGUAAAAAGCUGGGGUGUAAUAUUAUCUAAGAAAAAUUUGGUACGUUGCGCAAAUAUCAUACGUGAAACAUGUCAGUCGUGUCAUACAUUACGUUCUCAAGAUCAACCAGUGAUAUUGUCAGCAUGUCUCAUAUCAUUGGAAACACAUACAUCUUUGACUAUUCUACCUGAAUCGAUUGAGCUUGCUGAUGUGCGAGCAGCCGGUACCCAAGGACAAAUUGUCGACGAAGUAUCUGUAACGCACAUUUUAACAUUACCAACGUCAGCAUCCGUGCAGACAUCACAAACAUUAACAACACGUAAUGAUGUUAAUCCAAUGAAUAUAGCCAACACUGAAAAUGACGAAGAUUUUUUUAAUCAAUUGUUUCGUGAAUUAGACCCUGAAGCAGAAGGACCACCAAACGAUGCAUUCGAUCUCGUUUCACCACCACCACCUACAACUGAUUUAACAGAUACGUUUCAAACGAAUAUUGGUGGUCUAGGUUAUCAUGGCAUGAAUGGCAUGAAUGCUGGUAACGGUGGAAGAUCAGGAAACACUUUAACAACAACAAAUGAUUAUAAUUCUAAAGAUAAUGGUUUAAACGUGAAUGGAAAAUCACAUUAUGAUAUUGAUUUAAAUGAAAUACCAUCGUUACAUCAACAACCACUAGCCCUCGGUUUUUAUGUUUCAACAGUGAAUACAUUGAAUAAACUACCCGAAUGGAUGUUAAACAAUAGUUAUAAUGAACGAAAUAAUAAAAACUGUAGUAUAUUUAAAGCCACCUUACAUAUGCAUAUACCAAAUGCACAGCAAUCAGAUGAUAUGUUAUUUCAACAAAAUAUUGAUCAAAAAUUAGCACAUCCUCUUGAUUCUAAUUUUACAUAUGUUGUCUUAAGACAUGUUCUUGAAUCUUAUAACCGUCUAUCAUGGUUGUUAAUCGAUCCAAAAACAAAUGAACGAGCAAGUUGUUUACCAAUUCAUAUUGAAACAUUGUUAAGGUUAUAUCAUGCGUUUGUUAAAUUUGUAUGA
Molecule: messenger RNA, 6441 nt
Organism: Didymodactylos carnosus
Lineage: Eukaryota; Metazoa; Rotifera; Eurotatoria; Philodinida; Philodinidae
Source: the annotation of a GenBank genome assembly